This is a messenger RNA of Haliotis rubra (blacklip abalone), 1201 nucleotides long. RefSeq lists its product as uncharacterized. The annotation marks the transcript as partial. NCBI's taxonomy places the organism in Eukaryota, Metazoa, Mollusca, Gastropoda, Lepetellida, Haliotidae. The transcript is spliced from 6 exons. The record is from RefSeq and is a predicted model, not a curated record.
GCAACGGUACUGACUCCAGAGUGCAGCAACAUGUCCGACAACAGCAGUGACACCUCAGUUGGGUCCAGUCCGUACCAGUCUGACGAGAAUGUGAUGACAUUCGUUAUGGUUGGAGAAGCCGUCGAUACAGAUGACGUUGCUUGCCCAACUCCUGUACGACAUGUUGGAAAUGAAGGGGAACAAUCAACCUCAGGGGCUACACACAAAUUGGCUGAACAAGAGCCAGGUAACAUCGUCAGUAUUGAGGAAGAAAAUAUCCGACUGAGGAAGAGAAUAGAGGACCUGGAGUCCUUAUUUGACCGGAUGUCUGUUUCUACUGCGGACAGUGGGUUUGGCACUGCGAGAAGCAGUCUGGCAUCCUCGAAUAAGAGUUCAAUUAUCCGGAGAAGUCAGAAGCCUGACGUAAACCGCGGUGACAAGAUGAAAGGUGCUUUGAAGAGAUUAUUCACAUUUGGACGACCAAAAGAGACAGAGGGCGUUGCCCGUCCUACUUCAGUACUGCGUGUGGGACAUGACAUGGAGUACCGGACCAAGGAGGCUGCACAUGCUUUGGCUACACAAGGUUCACAGUGGAAAACACUAGGUACAGCAGUGAAGGCAGCUCAGCAUGCUGCUUUCCGACCAGGUACACACAAAAACAUGCACUGCCAGUUGAGAACCUCUCUUUUUUUCUGUGACGAAGUAAACUGUAAGGAUUUUCCAACCACCACUGAAGUUUUGAGUCGUUAUGCAUGCUUUCUAACAGAGAACUUUAAGAGUGUCCAGUCAGUCAGAAACUACAUUUCCGGAGUCAGGACCUGGUCUACCAUCCUUGGCAUAGACACUACAGAUUUUUAUGCUCCUAGUGUCAAACUCACACUAACCGGUCUGGAGAAAACGAGUACACACUUGGUCAAUCAACGCUUACCUUUAUGGCCUUGGCACUUGGAAGCCAUGUUUCAUCAUUUUGAUCCUCACAACAAUGAAGACUUAUCUUUGUGGGCGAUGAUUUUACUGGGAUAUUUUGCUAUGCUCAGAAAAUCACAGUUCAUUAGCUCCACUGGAAACUCGUUUGACCAUUCCAAACAGUUAACAAGAUAUGACAUUUCUUUGGGUGUGUCAGGAUUAACCAUUCGGAUUAAAUGGACUAAAAUCUCUACAGUCCUGCAGAUCAGUGAAUUGUGUGCCUAUAACAAGAAUGCCUCAUUCAUUAUGUUGCCCU